This is a messenger RNA of Oncorhynchus kisutch (coho salmon), 1831 nucleotides long. RefSeq lists its product as uncharacterized. The transcript has 2 exons. NCBI's taxonomy places the organism in Eukaryota, Metazoa, Chordata, Actinopteri, Salmoniformes, Salmonidae. The record is from RefSeq and is a predicted model, not a curated record. Bases 1 to 1365 code for a protein of 454 amino acids.
AUGUGCUCAAGUGACAUCCUAAUUGAAUAUACUAACAUUAAAAUUACACUGGCACAGGUCUUGAGAAGGGACCAAGGGAUCAGUGGGGUGGGUAUCCCGUUUUAUGUACCGACCUUUUACGGACGAGCCUCUGGGGCGAGACUGAACAGAGACAAGACAGAGGCCCAAUUCUUCGGACCGUGGGCAGACCCAGACUUGACCAGACUACCUCUGACAGUUAAACUGACGGACAUAAGGGUACUGGGGGUAAAGUUUGACCGGGGGGGAGGAGGGAGUGGUAACUGGAGUGGAAUCCUGGGGACCGUAAGACAGAGACUGGGUUUUUGGGGACUACGACAGCUGACUUUUGAGGGCAAGGUUUUAAUCAUUAAAGCUGUGAUUUUACCUGUGCUUUUAUUAAUCAGUUCUGUUUUUAUCCCCCCUCGAAGGAGUAUUUUAGACCUGGAGCGAAUGCUUUUCUACUUCCUGUGGGGAGGCAAGUGGGAGAGGCUGAGGAGGGAGGUGGUCAAGAGGCCCAGGUCCAAGGGGGGGAAAGGCUUGCCUGACCUCUACUUGUUCCUGGGCAGCCGCUACACAGCGUUACAUCUGACUCUUGCCACCUCCCCGGUCAACAACAAGACUCAGGCCCUCGCACGGUUCUGGCUGGGUUCAUACCUCAGGACUCUGAGGCUGAUCCCAGUCGACCUGCGAGCCCCAGUCUCUUUCCUGCUACCCCCGCCCUACGUCCAGCUCCAGAAGUUUUUAAGACAUUUUAAACUGGAAAAAGAAACAGUCACGGUCUUAACAAAACACCGCUCUCUUCUCUCUCUUGUGCAGGAGCGGGAACCAGUAUGUCCAGUGCGCGGGCUCGCUAUAGGUGAGCCCACAACGGUUUGGCGCAACGUGGCCCAUCCUGCUCUCCUGAAUCGGCAUCGGGACCUGUCCUGGAUGGUCGCCCAUGAGAUCCUCCCGGUCAGGGCCGUUAUGCACUCACGGGGCAUGGCGAGGACAUCCGCGUGCCCCCGAACAGGCUGCGGCCAAGAAGAAUCGGUGAGGCACAUGCUCUGGGAGUGCAGAGCCGCCAGGGACCUGUGGAAGGAAGCAGGCCCCCUGAUUACCUCGUGUCUGCCAGCAGGGGAGGACCUAACACCUCAGCUCGUGCUAUAUGGGGUGGGCCGAAGGCCCAUUUCAUCGAAGACCUUCACCAAGCUCUGGCCCACCCUCACGUGCCUGAAGGAAGCACUGUGGUCCUCCCGCAACCUGCUGGUAGCGAAAAACGUAGAGACCACCCCCCAGGCAGUGGCCAUGGUAGCCACGGAAGCCCUGGGGUGGUACGAAAGGAAGGGGGCCUCGACCCCAGGCGAAGGGUCCCCCACAACACCCUAGGUCCCGGCGGCCACGGCCUGACAGCGCUGCGGCGCCUAGAGCGAUGCGCCUAGGGGAGGGAUCUCCUCUGGGCCCCGAAGGAUGGGACGAUGGUCUAUUCAGAAGAGCAGGAUGAGGUGAGCUUGAUAAAGACUCACCCCGCUCCUGUACAAGGGACUGAAGACAGCUUUUUAACAAAGUGGCUUUUUAACAUGUUUUUCAUGUCUUAAAAAUGUUUUACCUUUGUUAGAUCAUUAGUACACAUUUUAAAUGGCUUCUACAGAUUUGAUAUUUUUACAAGGAAAGUACUUUUACUCAUGGUUGUUUUAACUAAUUGGUUUUAACAACAUGUACUUUUUAACUAAUUUAAAUGUAACUUUCAAAUGCUGUGUUUUAUGCCUUGUUGCCGUUUUUAUGUGUGUAAAUGAUGUAAAAAAUGUAUGAGCUGUUUUUAAAGGAAUUGUGCCAAUAAAACUUUUCCAAAAGA